Messenger RNA from Leopardus geoffroyi (Geoffroy's cat), 3653 nucleotides. It is a transcript of the gene KCTD6, whose product is annotated as potassium channel tetramerization domain containing 6. Gene Ontology annotation, biological process: ubiquitin-dependent protein catabolic process; protein homooligomerization. The coding region runs from base 2247 to 2960 and encodes 237 amino acids. The record is from RefSeq and is a predicted model, not a curated record. The transcript is spliced from 3 exons. Gene Ontology annotation, molecular function: cullin family protein binding. NCBI's taxonomy places the organism in Eukaryota, Metazoa, Chordata, Mammalia, Carnivora, Felidae.
AGGCACAAGGAGAAGCCGACGCGGAGCGGCCGGGGGAGCGGGGUUGAGGAGAAUCCGGGCGGUGGCGGGGAGCCGGGCCGGCGCGCUCCGGGGCUGGCACGAGCCCGCGGCGGGCUGCCCGCGGCCGAGCGGCCGGGCUGGGCGCAGAUUCCCGGGCCCGCCCCGCGGGGACGUGCGGCUUCAGCGGACCCGCGUUCGCGACCUCGGGGCGCGCCCCCCCCGCCAGGGCCCCGAGCAUUUUGUGUCCCACACCGGGUUGGGGUGGGGGGACUUUGCCUGUGGGGCAACAGCGAAGCACGGCCCGGACGGGGACACCUCGAGUUUUGCGUGAAAAUGAUUGGUUUUUGGGGGGAGGGGGGUGGUGGCGCCUAUUGGCCACCGUUUGCCCUAAUUUAAAGGCUAUGACAGGGCUUCUGAGCCCUGCCUAAGGGGGGGUUUCCGCCCCCAAAGACCCACUCUGCAGCUGAGUUCUUUAUGCUCAGAUUUGUGUGUCUUGGUAUUUUUAAUGCUUGAUGUCAGAGGUGAUAAAUGACCCUGGUAAUGGGGAGCCCCUGAAGCACCUGCUGGGCUGACGGUGGUGGAGGUUGUGUCUAAGGGUGGGACGGGAGAAACGAAACAGAGAUCCUCUUUGGAUAUUCUGCUGAAGUUAUCAUGUUUCUGUUCAAGUAUAGAUGUUCUAGAACAAGUUGAUAAAUCCAAUUUUAGGACUUUGUGGUCGAAGAGGUUUGAGCGGCAAACAGACCCAGGGUGACCAGGCUUGGCCAGGAAUGUUGGGGUAGCCCGACUAUCUCCUCCCGUUUCCCCUUGGCAUAUUUAUUUAUUUAUUUAUUUGCUGUCACAAAUGCUCAAGUGUGAUCACAGAAUAGGAAAGAAGCUAGGGGACAGCAUUUAGCACAGGCCCGAGCCCAAGAUUGAUGUUUUCAAAGGAACAAAUAUGUAACGAGGAAAAGGAAAAUCUUUUUAUCUGCAAGGUUGGUAGUUUGAGACAACUUGCUCUCUGGUUGGGAACUACCAGCCCAUACUAAUAGUUCAUUUUACGUAAUGCCAUAGAUAUUAAGGAUUGAGUGGGGAGGACUGCCAUAUCUAAGAUUUGUGUGAUUGAAAUUUUCACAAGUCAUAUUUUACCCAUAGCAUUACUAAAUAAAGGAACCCUAGGGUGAAUCCUUCUACAGAUCCCUCAGUGUGUCUUGAAUUUUGAUAUUGAGAGUCUGUUUAAAACGGAAUGCACAUAUUUAUUUGGUUUUGGCUUUACCUUGGAGAUAAUCCUGAGUCAUGCUUUAGAGAAGUUCCUUCUGUGAUCAACAGCUCAGAUGUCUGGUGGUCUCUAUAAAAGCCAGACGCCCCUCUUUACCUGUAAUUUUGUCUUCUGGAGCUCCGGAGAAAGGAGGACCCGGGGAGGUGGGAAGCAGAUUAAGAGGCCUUCUCUUCCAUGUUUGCCUUGUUUCCACACCAGGGCUCUAAAUUACUUGUGUUCACACACUCAAGUUUCUCAAUUUACCACAGAAAUCUUGUUUAUGCUACUGCUACUAGUAUUUUCACAUUUGUUUAAUACUUGCCAGUUUACAAAUGGUGUUCUAUUCAUGCUCUUGCUUAUUUUCUCCUUUUCUGCAAAGAAGAGGCUGGGUUUAAAGAGGGAUUUAUUCAGGGUCUCAUAAUUAGUAAUGGAGCAGAAGUGGGAUACAGAUCCUCUCUGGGGAGCAGUUCUCUUUCCUCUGCACUGGCCUGCAUGUGACUUCAGAACCCCUAGUCCUGAUCUGUUACCCUGCAGGUCGGUUGUUGCCUUUGUAUUAUGACUUGCUGGUAAAACUGUUUUGGGGAAGGCGGUAUUAUCCCAUUUUAUUUUGUAGAAACUGAGGGUAAGAGGUGUCUUCUGAUUUUGUGAUUAUUUGCGAUAGCUCUUUAGCUUUAAGGUCAUGUUUUCAACGUAGAGCGCCUUUCCUGUAGACUGCAUGGAGAGAGGAGAGAGAAGAAACAAUUCGUUUUAGGAAAAAACCAUCUAUUUCUGUGUUGGUAUGGUUAAGGAUAACCUAACACCAUAAUCACAUUCUCCUUGUGUGCCUGGCUACUUGUGUCAGCCUGUGUGUGAACAUCAACCCAAAAGACUCCUUUAGAUGUUGCUGAACUAGUUACUAUAAAAAGUAUUUCACUUUCAAACACCCAUGUUUCAAGAACAGAGGAAUUCCGUACAAAGGUAAUUUUGAAGUUUCCCUGGAACCUGGGCUCCCUGAGUCGCAGCGCUGGAGCAGAUGGAUAAUGGAGACUGGGGCUAUAUGAUGACUGACCCAGUCACGUUAAAUGUAGGUGGACACUUGUAUACCACGUCUCUCACUACAUUGACGCGUUACCCGGAUUCUAUGCUUGGAGCUAUGUUUGGGGGGGACUUCCCCACAGCUCGGGACCCUCAAGGCAAUUACUUCAUUGACCGAGAUGGACCUCUUUUCCGAUAUGUCCUCAAUUUCUUAAGAACUUCAGAGUUGACCUUACCCCUGGAUUUUAAGGAAUUUGAUCUGCUUCGGAAAGAAGCAGAUUUUUAUCAGAUUGAGCCCCUGAUUCAGUGUCUCAAUGACCCUAAGCCUUUGUAUCCUAUGGAUACUUUUGAAGAAGUUGUGGAGUUAUCUAGUACUCGGAAGCUUUCUAAGUACUCCAAUCCAGUAGCUGUCAUCAUAACUCAAUUAACCAUCACCACCAAGGUCCAUUCCUUACUAGAAGGUAUCUCAAACUAUUUUACGAAGUGGAAUAAGCACAUGAUGGACACCAGAGAUUGCCAGGUUUCCUUUACUUUUGGACCCUGUGAUUAUCACCAGGAAGUUUCUCUCCGGGUCCAUCUGAUGGAAUACAUCACAAAACAAGGUUUCACGAUCCGCAACACCCGAGUGCAUCACAUGAGUGAGCGGGCCAAUGAGAACACAGUGGAGCACAACUGGACUUUCUGUCGGCUGGCCCGGAAGACCGAUGACUGAUCUCUAAGCCUGGGAGAAGUUCCUGGAAACUGACUCUCCAGGACAUGGAAGAGACUGAUUUUUUUUUUUUUUUUUUUUUUUUAAUCACAGUGUGGGAAUUUUUUUUAAAUAUUUGUAUUUAUUUGAAGGCAUUGAGGACCAGAAGGAAGUUUUGUGCUUUAGCAGACUCCUCUAUGUUUUGUUCCCUUUACCUUGAGUAUGCAUGUGCCUGUUCAGAGCCUCCAGAUACCUUUUUUAUAAAAAGAAGUAUGAAAAUCAUUAUGGUAUAUAAUCUACUCUUAACAGAGCUUUUUUUUUUAUUACAGUGCUACAAUGAUUUCUGAUUAAAUGGUCCCUAACUUAACUAGAAGGCUAAAAAUGCAGGCAUGAAAGAAUAAACAGAGUACUCAUGAUGCCUUUGAGAAAAAUCAAAACAUCAUGUAGGGUGACCUAGUUUCCAAACCAAUAAGCAGUAUUGUAAUAUUAAAGGAAAACUGUUCCAAUCAUUUAAAAGUACUUGUUAAGUACUGCUUUUUACAGUUAUGACAACUGUUUCUUUCUAUGCAUAUAAAUCAAGCAACCAAAUAUCUGUAGCCAUGGAAAUGUCUGACUAGAAAUAUUUAUAUUGGGUUCUGAAUACAAAAUGUCCCUGUGGUAGAACUCUUACUUCUUAUGCCUGGUGCAGUAUAAUUCCCAAGUGUACUGUCUACCAGG